Molecule: messenger RNA, 1008 nt
Organism: Torulaspora delbrueckii
Lineage: Eukaryota; Fungi; Ascomycota; Saccharomycetes; Saccharomycetales; Saccharomycetaceae
Gene: ZTA1
Product: NADPH:quinone reductase
Exons: 1
Coding region: 1-1008 (335 amino acids)
Biological process (GO): cellular response to oxidative stress
Cellular component (GO): cytoplasm
Molecular function (GO): zinc ion binding; quinone reductase (NADPH) activity
Source: RefSeq, a predicted model, not a curated record
AUGACUGCUGAUUCCAUACCAAAGACCCAAAAAGUUGUGUUAAUCGACGGUGUCGGUGACUAUGACGUUAUCAAAUACCAAGAUUCCGCCGUACCUUCAAUUGGUGAUAAUGAACUGCUUAUCAAGAACAAGUACGCGGGUAUCAACUUCAUCGAGGCUUAUUUCAGAAAGGGUAUUUACCCAGUUCAAUUGCCCCAGAUAUUAGGUAGAGAAGCUACUGGUGUUGUUGUUGCUAAAGGUCAAUCAGUCAAGAAUUUUGAUAUUGGUGAUAAAGUUGCCUAUAUGUCUUCCAGUACUUUUGCACAAUAUACCAAGUAUUCUAGUUCUGGUCUGAUCAGUAAAUUGCCAAGUGAGACUACGGAUGACCAGUUGAAAGUAUAUGCAGCAGCACUGAUUCAAGGUUUGACUGCUCUAACUUUCUUGGACGAAGCAUAUAAGGUCAAAGAGGGAGAUUAUAUCUUGCUAUAUGCAGCCGCAGGUGGUGUUGGUCUGCUAAUGGAUCAAUUGUUGAAGGAAAGAGGAGCACAUGCUAUAGCUGUAGUCUCUACAGAAGAAAAGGAAGAAUUGGCUAAAAAAUUUGGAGCUGAAUACGUCAUUAAUUCUUCAAAAGAAGAUAUUCUGAAAAGGGCACUAGAAAUCACAAACGAUAAAGGUGUUGAUGCUGUCUUUGAUUCAGUUGGGAAGGACACAUUCGACAUAAGUUUAAAUGCUUUGAAGUUAAAGGGAUCAUUCGUUUCUUUCGGUAAUGCAUCAGGCCCAGUUCCACCAUUCGCGCUCAGCCGUUUGUCUUCCAAGAAUAUUAGAUUGAUGAGACCCACUCUAUUUGGGUAUCUGGCUGAACCAGAAGACUGGGAUCACUACUCUAAAAAACUCUUUGAAUUAAUUGAUUCUGGAAAACUCAAGAUCGCAAUCACCAAGACAUACCCACUCAGUGAAUACAAGAUAGCUACACAGGAAUUGGAAAGCAGGAAAACUACGGGCAAAUUAGUUCUUGAAAUUCCUCAAUGA